Messenger RNA from Ostreococcus lucimarinus CCE9901, 804 nucleotides. RefSeq lists its product with no specific name. Gene Ontology annotation, biological process: regulation of DNA-templated transcription. Lineage: Eukaryota; Viridiplantae; Chlorophyta; Mamiellophyceae; Mamiellales; Bathycoccaceae. The coding region runs from base 1 to 804 and encodes 267 amino acids. The transcript is spliced from 6 exons. The record is from RefSeq and is a predicted model, not a curated record. Gene Ontology annotation, molecular function: transcription cis-regulatory region binding; histone binding; transcription coregulator activity. Gene Ontology annotation, cellular component: nucleus.
AUGGAGGCCCCGCGCACGGUCGAUGAGGUCCACGCAAACUUUUCCCGUCGACGCGACGGCCUCGUCAAGGCCCUGACGCGCGACGUCGAGGCGUUCUACGCGCAGUGCGACCCGGACAAGGAAAACUUGUGCCUGUACGGCAAUCCCGACGGGACGUGGGACGUGCAAUUACCCGCCGAAGAAGUCCCGCCCGAGCUCCCGGAACCGGCGCUCGGGAUUAAUUUCGCGCGCGAUGGGAUGCAGCGUAAGGAUUGGCUCGCGUUGGUCGCCGUGCACAGCGAUGCGUGGUUGAUGGCGGUGGCGUUUUAUUACGGCGCCAAGUUUGACGCCAAGAAACGUGAUGCACUUUUCGCGCAGAUCAACGCCGUGCCCACGGUGUACGAAACGCUCAGCGCGGCGCACGGACGCGAAGAGAAACCGACGAGCGCGGGCGCGCGUCAGAAUGGCGGUGCGCAGGCGAACGGGCGCGACGCGACGGGGAAGGGCGCGAAAACCGCGCUCGCGGACGUCAAGGGAAAUAGUUCCAAGGUGAAGAAGCAUAAAGUGGACCCGAUGGACGCACAAGGUUUUAAGAAACCAUCCCCUGGGUUCAUCCUAGACCCCGAUCAAGCGCUGACGACGCUGAAGAACGCGCAAAUUGAGUUGUUUUGGCCGGACGAUAACUUGUGGUAUCGCGCGGAGGUGAUUUCGCUCAACGAGCGUAAUCGCACCGCCAAGGUACUUUACGCGACGUCUGACGUCGAAACGUUGAAUUUGGAUGAAUUGAUUCGUGAAGGUCACGUGAAUGUGCGACGCGAGGCGUGA